AUUACCGUGAGGUAGAAGAUACAGAAGCAAAUAAAAUCAUGGACAAAAUUUCCUCGCGUGAUGUAUCUACGCAGUAUCCAGAUUGAGGCCGGUAGCUGAGACUAGGGCGAGUGUUGGCGUUUGUUCUCCGUAUUUCCGAGUGGCACUGCGCAUGACAAAGAUGGCGGCCGGCCUGUGGAACUGCGUAGUGUUUUUUCCCGUUCCCUGUAUUUUUGCGGUAAUCGAAGGUAAAGAUCAUUAAAUAAUUGAUAAAAAGGGCAUAAUAUGUUGAUAUAAAUGGACCACCACGAUUUGAUGACAAGAUUGCCAUUUAUUUCAACGAAUUACGACGGUCAAAUGAAUAAACCUUGAACGCCAAAAAAUCUCGUCUGUGCCUAUGGCUAAAAUGGCAGACGGUACCUGGUCCACAAUGAAGUAUUUGUCGACGGUUCUCUACUGUCGAGUGAAUUUAACUUGAAAUGAAUGAAGUAAUGACUGAACUGCCGUAAUAAGUGGAAAACAAUGGACAGUAAAUAUUUUAAUAUAUACAUGAAUAAUUGGACAAUUACUUGUUGUCGAUGAACAGUAACAAUGGUACAAUGGUACAAUGAAGUGAAGAGUGACAAUCAUCGUCUCCCUGUAACCGAUGCUCCUAGUCUCCCUGAAGAUGGCGACUCUUGUAUAAGCCUAGGGUUGGGAGUGAACGUCAUACCUUCUGUCGAACUUUUGAAUUUUUUAAUAAUUUUACAUUGAGUUUAUAAAAAUUAAGACAAUGAAAAUUGGAGUGUCAAAUCAGGGGUAACAGUAUGACGAGACAGACUCUAGUAGUGAUUUUUUUUUAUUGUGUAGUGUGAUUUAGUGUUUCUGGGAAUUUCGCUGUGGCCAACGGGUCGGUGAAUACAGAAGGUGGCGUGUGUGGGUUCGUAUUGGUAUCGCGGUUGUGUGAUUUUUUUUUCGAAAUUCGAGAGUGAAGUGUGAACAAGUGUUUGUGAGUGAAAAUUAGUGGAGAACCCUGGGUGAGAGAGAUAUCCAGGAAUUUUGGGAGGAUCACUGGAGAGGAUACUGCCCUGCAUGUUCCAGAUAUCGGGGGUGCAUUUCCCACGGACUUGGAAAGUUGAUGCUAAUAAUGAUGUAAGCAGAAUCCGGCACAUUUAUGGGAUGAAAGUGAAGCAGUGAGGUUGACACAUAAGUGGAAGUGAGGUCAAGUCUACGACAAAAUGGCGGAAUGAGAGAGGCUCACAAAAUGGCGAAUUGAUCGAGGAAAGGACAAUGGGAAGCUGAUGGUUUCAAGCUGAGAGGAGGCUAGUUAGAAAGCAGAUAUAGAGCGUCGACCUGGGCGUCACUACAGCACAUACGAACUUCGUGGCACAAUGGAUUCGAUGAACUAAUGAGGGACCGGAAGUCCAGCCCAUCUAAUUUCCGAACGAAUUUUCGAGUGUGCGUGGAAUCGUGGAGUUGAUGGAUUGUGAAGACCGACUCCAAACAUCAUUCUGAUGACAGAUGACGAUCGUCAGAGGAGCUCUCUGGAGCUGUCAGCCAAACAGCGGAAAAUCCACAGAUUGAACUGGAAAUUAUUGAUGAAUUCCGGUGAAAAAAAUAUCGUUGAAACCAGGAUUCUCUAAGAUUAUGCUGGAACAUACUGAAGGCUACAAGAAUAUCUUCAUGCCGUUCACCAGACAUCAAAUAAAUUGAUGAGAAAAUGAGGAAUGACAACUGAUAGGGAAUCUCGUCCUCUCAACCAGUUAUUUGUGAUAUCUGUGAAGUGUUUAAUGUUUGAAUCCACAUGAGUUAUUAUUCCGUGAGUGUUUUUGUGUGUGUUUUGUGAGUGCAUGUGUAUUCAAGAGGAUUAAAUGGACCGCAUGGAGUAACAAGACAGCUGCUUGCAGAGAUGGAAACGGAGCUGAUGUUUCCAUCCAACGCCGGAGGAAUUGAAAGAGGAGAUGAGGGCGGAUCGAGGGAUAAUCUCCUGAAGUUGACAUAUUGGAAGGAGACAUGGAGAAAGUGGUGAAAUUAUUUGAAAGAUUAUGAAAUCCCAGAGAAAGAUGUCGGUGCUGUUGGAAGCACGGCCUUACCGGCCAUUCAAAUCCUCGGAGGAGUACCUGAUUGCAAUGAAGGAGGAUCUAGCUGAGUGGUUAAAUGCCCUCUAUCCCGAGCUGAGGAUAAGCCUCGACAAUUUUAUGGACAGACUUGACACUGGCGUCACCCUUUGCAAACACGCCAACAAUGUUCGUCGUGCAGCAUCAGACUACGUAGUGCGUCGACAGGCUCGCAAAAUAAUGAAUCGCUCGAUAACAUCGUCAUUGGCUCUACCUAUGAGCAAUUUGAGCGAUGUGGCCUUCCUGCCAAACGCCAAGGCCGGUACUUUCUUCGCCCGUGACAACGUGUCAAAUUUUAUAAGCUGGUGUCGCAACAGUCUCAGUAUCAUCGACUGUCUACUAUUCGAGAGCGAUGACCUCAUAAUGCGUAAAAAUGAGAGACACGUGAUACUCUGCCUCCUCGAGGUCGCAAGACGCGGCGCCAAGUUCGGCAUGCUUGCCCCCAUGCUUGUGCAGAUGGAGAGACAGAUUGACAGGGAAAUUGCAGCUGAGAAUAAGGCAUCAAAUGGUGAUGGCAAUGAGGAGAGUGACGAUGACUAUGGGGAAAUGCAACAGGAUGAGCCGUGUCUUAUCUAUGGGCCACAGCCGCAGAUUGUCACCAAUGAUCUCAAGAGCCUCGACGAAAUGGUUCGCGAAUUGGUGGAGAGAUGCACCUGCCCAACCCAAUUCCCAAUGAUUCGUGUGUCCGAGGGUAAAUACAGAAUUGGUGAUACCAAAGUUCUAAUAUUCGUGCGAAUUUUAAGGAGCCACGUUAUGGUGCGAGUGGGCGGUGGUUGGGACACCCUCAGCCACUAUCUUGACAAGCACGAUCCAUGUCGCUGUCGUACCUCUCAUCGCUCAAUGAUCUCUGCUAAGCUGAUACAAAAGGCCGGAGGAUCAUUCGAUCUCUGCAGUGCGCAGGUGCAUUAUGAAAGAUCACCUCCGAGAACUCGCAGGAGUUCAGUGUCGAGUGUAGGCUCAUGCGCCGGUACAGUGACCCAACAACCGGGCCAGCAGCUCCCGUCCCUCCAGACACCAAGAAGCGUAUCGAACAAUCGAUCUCAAUCACCAACACCGAAUCACGCUGCUCGCCAGCACCUCGGCGAUGAUCUCAAGAGAUCGGCCAAUCGCUCGAGGAGUCCCACACCCCAGACUAAAUCCAGAUCGAGUCCGGUUCACCAAGCAAGUGACCUUGGUAGCAAACAGAGAUCCAGAUCACCAACACCCAAGUCAAAUUUACAGACGAAUUCCCCCACACCCAGACCGGAAAUCAAUAGAUGUGGUCGAACGAGUCCUCUCGAUCCUACCAGGAAAGCACUCAACGAAGAAAUACGACAAGUCAAGUAUGAUGGAAGAUCACAAAUGUAUCAUAGUCGACAUCAGGAUAAUUAUCAGGAUCCUAAAAAAGAUCUCCAUCAAGAGAUUCGUUCAAAAGUCCCCUUAUCCGAGGACUUUUCAAAGCGCUACACAGUGGAAGGUGGAGUGGCAAAACGCACAGUGGAAAGAGAUGAUACACCAAAGUACGAGCCCUCAAUCUACAACUACAAGUGCGGAAGAGUGGAAUCCUCGAGUCGCAGUCCCACCCCAAGUCCACCAGCCAUAAAAGAGGAGGCAGUCGAGACAUUUGGCAAAUCCGGGCACGAUGGUGAACACUCUGACAACGGGAGUGAAGUAUCCGACGAGGGUUACAGGAGUUUGGGUACUGUACAACCACCAGUACCAAUGAUCAACGGUACUAACAUCACCAGUAACCAGAUAUCGCCCACGGUUGUCGACUGUCAAAAACAACCGUCAAACCCCAGACAAGAGCCUGAACGUUCGUGCGUGGAGACAGACAGCAUCGAGACAGGUCUGCGUAAGACAAAAGCCACAGGAAGUCCCCGCAAUUCCCCAGCUCGAAGUAUUCCCGGUGAUCGUACCCCCCGCGCCCCAUCAAUGGUCCGUUCCAACAGUAAUCUCUCCAGAUGUUCAUCCGGCAGUAGAACCCCCCGAGAAGGUAACUCAAGCCCUGAAGGAAGUCCCCUAAAUCGCAAUCCAGUACGAAAUAGCCUUCGUAAGCCACCAGCAGGUACAGUAAGCAAAGCUGUAUCCCCACAAAAUCAUUCACUAAGUGGCUAUAGCACCUGGAACGGACGACAAUCAAAACAACGGGCCGGAUUGUCAUCAGAUACCUUUGUUAAUCCAUCAGUAACCAUUAAUGGUAAUGGUAAUCGUGUCUCACCGUCAUUGAAUUUCUCCAGGAAGCAGACAACACGACAGAGUCUACCAAAGACAGCCAUUAAUGGUGUACAGUACGACCAAAAUGGUAGGAGAAUAAAGCCGACAACCAGUGUAUCACUCCAGUCAUCACCUACCAAAGUUGCUAAUCCCUUGUUAGAGCAGAUACUUCAGAAAGUGGGACAUCUGCAGGAUGACAAGCAGGUGGUACAGAAAUUGCAAGAUUUGUUGAGAAAUUAUCAGGACUGCAACGAUGGUGAACCAAAUCUUGAAUUUACAAGGGCAUGGAUUGAUGGAAAUGGAACAGUUGCACUUCCCCAAGAAAUUCCAGUAUCCACAAGUCCCCGAAAGGAUCCAAAAGCUUCUAAUGAAAGAGGAUUCUCAAGAAUACCAGCACCCGUCUACAAGAGAGCAAUGUCCGUCAACUCUGACAGCAUUUGAAAUUUCAACGAGUGUGAUUCUGGUGGAGGGAUUCCUAACGAUUGUAAACGAAAGACCUCCAGAAUACCUAUCAACAAGGGGAAGAGGCCUAUGUCCAUUGCUAGGAGUGAUGGACCUGAUGAAUCAACGAGUUGAAAAUAAGAAGAAGAAGAAGAAGUACUUCAUGGAUUUUAGAAUUCUGCGUUGAGCAGAGAGAGCGAACCAUAAACAUGACGGGAAAUCCUUUUUAAUCACUUACUACGGCCAGUUUCAGGAAGUUACUCAUAGGUGACAUUACGAGAGGCGCCGAAGGCCCAUCAAAGGAAGCCUGAUGGCCUUGUGCUUUUUUUUUUUAUUUUCAUUUCUUCUUACUUAACCGUAGUUUCCUUUCAACUUGGUGCAGCGUGAAAAUACCUCGGUGAUACACAGCAGGCUGAUAAGCCUGUAGGAUGGUGCUUAAUGGAGGAAAUAUAGCAGCUGAUCAAUUGAUCUAUUGCUUUUCACAUGAAUGAGGAAUAGUAAAAGCUUUCUACUAUACUAAAUUCUAAUCAGUGAUUAAAAUUGAUGUAGAAUUAAGCGUUGAGUGUCUUGCGUUGUUGGCUUCUCUUUGACUAGUGAUUUACGCUAGUUUCAUUAGCGAAAUAAUUAUGGAUUGCGUUCGGAAAAGUUAUUCAUUUGAAUCAGAUAUACGUUGGAAGAUAACAGAGUUGAAUUUUAAAAAUAGUUUGGCUAAAAAAUAUGAUCAUAUAUUUUUUUACGAAUCGAAAUACGUUUCAAUAAAAUAAAUCUCUUAAUUCCAAUGAAUAGCUGUUCGGGACGUGAUUGAAUGAAUUUUUUAAAACUAUAAUAAUACCAGUACAUCACAAUUAUUCACCUGACAUUGGUUGUACUCCGCAUAUGAACGAAUUUAACGAUCAAAAAUAAGAAUAAAUAAAAAGGAUUCAAUUGAUAAAAUCAUAUGCUAAAAUAGAGUACUCUUGUUUUCAUCGAUCCUAUAGAUCGUUUUUUUUAUAAAUUUAUUUAUUUAUAUAGUCUAUCGGUUGUAUUUAUUAAAGACGAUUUAAUUACGCGUUGAUGCAGGGGAUGAAUAAAUAAUAUUGGUAAUGUCAUAUAAAGUGAAAUGAGAGGGGCUUAGAAUAUUAGAAGAAGGACGCAAUAAAUUGCAAAUUAAUAUCAGAUAAAUCCUUCAGACUGCAUUAGAUAUCGUAACGUCUGACAACUGUCAUUCCAAUGUUUUAACAUUUUUUAUACCAAAAUCAAGUAGAAGCCUUUUUUAUGUAAAAAAAAAAUGAAAACGAAAAAAUAAAAAAUAAGUGUUCUAUGUACACUGAGAGUUCGAUUAAUUUGAGCUUAGACUAACGAAUAGA
Molecule: messenger RNA, 6058 nt
Organism: Diachasmimorpha longicaudata
Lineage: Eukaryota; Metazoa; Arthropoda; Insecta; Hymenoptera; Braconidae
Product: GAS2-like protein pickled eggs
Exons: 14
Coding region: 2004-4712 (902 amino acids)
Biological process (GO): protein localization to microtubule plus-end; microtubule bundle formation; actin crosslink formation
Cellular component (GO): microtubule plus-end; stress fiber; cytoplasm
Molecular function (GO): actin filament binding; microtubule binding; cytoskeletal adaptor activity
Source: RefSeq, a predicted model, not a curated record